AUGGUGGAAAUUACCGACUUGAGUGAUGCUACUGUACACAAACGGCACGUGGACGAAAUCCAAUUCAAGUCAUCUACGGAGCAGCAGCAUCAAGAAACAAGCGAGGAAGACAAUCAGGUUCAAACCCCGGCAGAACACCAGACGGAGCCGCGGCAAUUAGAUCCGCAAACACAACCAACAGAAACGCAAAGGCAUCAUCAGGAACAUGCGGAGCCAACGACCACAUUACGCAGGUCCCGUCGUCAGGCGAGCCAGAUUGACGAGGCUCUCUUGAAGGAAUGA
Molecule: messenger RNA, 282 nt
Organism: Echinostoma caproni
Lineage: Eukaryota; Metazoa; Platyhelminthes; Trematoda; Plagiorchiida; Echinostomatidae
Source: the annotation of a GenBank genome assembly